AUGGACUUAGAAGCAGGACAUUCGCCCUGGGGCGACGUGCCCUCGAAUGCGACAGCAACUGAUACCCCAGGGUUUGAAGGGAAGACGGAAUCCUCCGAUUCAAAGCCCUCUUCUUCCUCCCUCAGGCCUUCCAGUACCUCCUCGACAGGGAAAUCGCCCGGUGGACGUAACCCGCGAGGCCCACGCCGGCCAGUCACCCAACAAGUCCGUCUACAAGCUCUCGACGACGACCUAGGACCUCUAGGACCCCUUGGAGACAAUGCGCCAAUCCCACAGGCCGAUGAGCCUCCUGCGCCGCCGCAGAAAGAGCAGGUCCUUACACAUAAUGUCAGACAAACGGUGGCUGCGUCGCAGAGCUCCCUGAGCCGGAGCAUGUUGGACUCUGUGGACCUGAACGACGAUGUUGAGCCUGCUAUGGGACCCAGAAUACCACCUCCAGUACAAGCACCACAGCCGACGGCCGUGAGAAGAGAUACCCAGCCAAGCGUUAGCAUUGAGCAGGCCGCGAAGCCGACGUUCGAUAUCACGGUUGGAGAUCCGCACAAGGUUGGGGACUUGACAAGCUCACACAUCGAGUAUCUUGUUCGGACGAAGACCUCUUCUAAAGCCUAUCGCCAACCUGAAUUCGCAGUUACGAGAAGAUACCGAGACUUCCUGUGGCUUUACACAUCACUGCAUGCAAACAAUCCUGGGGUUGUGGUGCCGCCUCCACCUGAGAAGCAGGCUGUGGGCCGAUUUGAUACCAAUUUUGUUGAGUCGCGGAGGGCUGCCUUGGAACGGAUGUUGAAUAAGACGGCUGCGCACCCUACCCUGCAGCAUGAUGCUGAUUUGAAGCUGUUCUUGGAAAGUGAGGCGUUCAAUGUUGAUAUUAAGCACAAGGAGCGAAAAGAGCCUUUGGGGGAGAGCAAGGGGAUGUUCAGUGGUCUAGGACUCUCAGUUGGUGGAGGUGGAAAGUUCGUAGAGCAAGAUGAUUGGUUCCACGAGCGAAGAGUGUAUCUGGAUGCUCUUGAGAAUCAGCUCAAGGCUCUACUGAAAGCUAUGGAUGUGGUGGUAGCCCAGCGGAAAGGACUCUCCGAUGCAGCUGGCGACUUCUCAGCUUCCCUACACGCUCUGUCGACUGUGGAGCUCUCAGCUUCGUUAUCUGGACCUCUAGAAGGUCUUUCGGACUUGCAAAUCCGAGUCAAAGAAUUGUACGAUCGGCAAGCCCAGCAGGACGUCCUCACGCUCGGUAUCACGAUCGACGAGUACAUCCGUCUGAUCGGAAGCAUCAAGCAAGCAUUCGGCUCUCGACAAAAGGCAUACCACUCCUGGCACACUGCCGAACAAGAGAUGCAGAAGCGAAAGUCAACCCAAGAGAAGCUUUUGCGCCAAGGCAAAACCCAACAGGAUCGCCUUACUCAGAUGCAUGCCGAUGUUGCUGAUGCUGAGCGGAAGGUGCACCAAGCGAGGCUUCUGUUUGAGGAUAUGGGCCGCUUGAUGAGGGGAGAGCUGGAGAGGUUUGAGAGAGAAAAGGUUGAAGAUUUCAAGAGUGCUGUGGAGACGUUCCUGGAGGGUGCUGUUGAGGCACAGAAAGAGCUUAUCGAGAUUUGGGAGACGUUCUUAAUGCAAUUGGACGCCGAAGAGGACGACCAGGCGUUUUACAAGCCUCCGGUUGAACCUUCUGCUAGACCCUCGACGGGCGAAGAGCGGCGGUCUGAGGUCGGGGAAGACGAUGAUUAG
Drepanopeziza brunnea f. sp. 'multigermtubi' MB_m1 is the source of this 1719-nucleotide messenger RNA. RefSeq lists its product as uncharacterized. Gene Ontology annotation, cellular component: endosome. Gene Ontology annotation, molecular function: phosphatidylinositol binding. Gene Ontology annotation, biological process: retrograde transport, endosome to Golgi; protein retention in Golgi apparatus. Lineage: Eukaryota; Fungi; Ascomycota; Leotiomycetes; Helotiales; Drepanopezizaceae. The record is from RefSeq and is a predicted model, not a curated record.